AUGACAGUGGAGGAGAGGACGAUUAAAACGGAUAGAAGUGAAGAGAACGAAACACCUUUAGAGGAUAAUUGUUGCAAGAUCUGUUUCAGAUCCUUUAUAGUCCCUGUGGGGGGAAUUAUUACUGUUGUUGUGUUACAUACAAGAACUUGCAUCUUGCAGUACUGGAACUGUGAGGCAGUGUCAAGCCCUUGCAAGUGUCCCAUGUGUGUCUGUCACAUCACUAAGCUAUCACCGGAAGCAACCUUGCAACAGCGCCAAGAGCAAGAGUUGAAGGGUUUCUCGUUAUGA
This is a messenger RNA of Eruca vesicaria subsp. sativa (arugula), 288 nucleotides long. The record is from the annotation of a GenBank genome assembly. Lineage: Eukaryota; Viridiplantae; Streptophyta; Magnoliopsida; Brassicales; Brassicaceae.